Callithrix jacchus (white-tufted-ear marmoset) is the source of this 1455-nucleotide messenger RNA. The record is from RefSeq and is a predicted model, not a curated record. NCBI's taxonomy places the organism in Eukaryota, Metazoa, Chordata, Mammalia, Primates, Cebidae.
GAAGCGGUGACAGAGCAUCCCAAGCCACACAGAGGCCGGCUUGGUCACUAUGGAGGAGAUAGGCAUCUUGGUGGAGAAGGCUCAGGAUGAAAUCCCAGCACUGUCCGUGUCCCGGCCCCAGACUAGUCUGUCCUUCCUGGGCCCUGAGUCUGAGGACCUGGAAGACCUGUACAGGCCGCUACAAAAGCUGCAGCAAGAGCUGGAGUUCCUGGAGGUACAGGAGGAUAUCAUCAAGGAUGCAAAGAACCUGAAAAGGGAAUUCCUCCAUGCCCAGGAGGAGGUGGGUGAAGCCGAAUCAAGCAUCCCCGCUGUCAGAGGACAACUCUGGAGGCUGUGGGAUCAGAAUACAGCCAUUGUGGGCCUCUACAACAGCUCCAACUACUAUGUGCGCAUCCUGAGCACCAUCGAUCGGGAGCUACUCAAGCCCAAUGCCUCAGUGGCCCUCCACAAGCACAGCAAUGCACUGGUGGACGUGCUGCCCCCUGAAGCUGACAGCAGCAUCAUGAUGCUCACCUCAGACCAGAAGCCAGACGUGAUGUAUGCAGACAUCGGAGGCAUGGACAUCCAGAAGCAGGAGGUGCGAGAGGCCGUGGAGCUCCCACUCACGCAUUUCGAGCUCUACAAGCAGAUCGGCAUUGAUCCUCCCCGAGGCGUCCUCAUGUAUGGCCCACCUGGCUGCGGGAAGACCCUGUGGCAAAGGCGGUGGCACAUCAACACGACAGCUGCAUUCAUCCGGGUCGUGGGCUCGGAGUUUGUACAGAAGUACCUGGGUGAGGGCCCCCGCAUGGUCCGGGAUGUGUUCCGCCUGGCCAAGGAGAAUGCACCUGCCAUCAUCUUCAUAGACGAGAUCGAUGCCAUCGCCACCAAGAGAUUUGAUGCUCAGACUGGGGCCGACAGGGAGGUUCAGAGGAUCCUGCUGGAGCUGCUGAAUCAGAUGGAUGGAUUUGAUCAGAAUGUCAAUGUCAAGGUGAUCAUGGCCACCAACAGAGCAGACACCCUGGAUCCAGCUCUGCUGCGGCCAGGACGCCUGGACCGUAAAAUUGAAUUUCCACUUCCUGACCGCCGCCAGAAGAGAUUGAUUUUCUCCACUAUCACCAGCAAGAUGAACCUCUCUGAGGAGGUUGACCUGGAAGAUUAUGUGGCCCGGCCAGAUAAGAUUUCAGGAGCUGAUAUCAACUCCAUCUGUCAGGAGAGUGGAAUGUUGGCUGUCCGUGAGAACCGCUACAUUGUCCUGGCCAAGGACUUCGAGAAAGCAUACAAGACUGUCAUCAAGAAGGACGAGCAGGAGCAUGAGUUUUACAAGUGACCCCUCCCUUCCCUCCCCCACACAACUCGGGCUGGGGCUUCUUCUCUCAGGCCCUCCCCCUUCCCCCCAGAACCUCUGUCCCAAAACCUCAUUCCCUUUUUUCUUUACCCAGGAUUGGUUUCUUCAAUAAAUAGAUAAGAUCGAUUCCA